AUGAACCGAGAACUGAGACAUUGUUGUUUAGUGGGCGGCAAUGCUGUUUCUGCUUUCCUAUCGUGGCGUUUGCAAGCUACCAAUGCUUGCGACGUUACGUUGGUCUGGAAAGCCAACUAUCAGAGCGUCGCCCAAUAUGGCGUCUCUUUUAAAUCUCAAAUGUUCGGCAACGAACGAUUCAAGCCUCGAUACGUGGUUCAAACACCCGAAGACGCAGGCGGCCGGCAGGCAGCCUUUGACUAUGUCAUUCUUUGCGUCAAAGCCCUCCCCGAUGUGUACAAUCUUGCAGAUAUAAUCCAGUCUGUCGUCACUCCUCAACACACAUGCAUUCUUGUGAAUACUACCAAUACCUUGGGGGUGGAAAAACAAUUAGAGGAACGCUUUCCGACAAACGUCGUCCUCUCCCUCGUCUCGGGUGCAGAUUUGGUACAACUGGGUACUAGCGAAUUCGAGCACAGAGGUUCUACGGAGAUUUGGGUUGGCCCGUCCAGUCAAAAUUCAACCAUCCCUGAAGCGAUUCAACGCGACAUGUCGGAAGCACUGGCAAUGACCCUGACCACGGCGCAGGUUGACUGCAAGGUAUCCUCGAACAUCAAGCAACAGCAGUAUGAAAGGAUGAUUGGGCCUAUCGCUUUUCAUCCUACAAGCGUCGUAUUCGAAACUGCAAACCUCGCCGAUCUUGUGCGAAUGCCAGGGGUUCACGACCUCAUUUCAGACGUUAUCGAAGAGCUGCUCUCAGUAGCACGUGCCCAAAAUUGUGUUUUUCCUGCAGAUUUUAAAGAAACCACGAUUUCUAACAUGAUCGACUCAAGUCAAGAAGCCAGCACAAUGUAUCAGGAUUUCUCGGCACGACGUCCGAUGGAGGUUGAGACAUACCUAGGGGCUCCUGUCCAGCUUGCAAAAGCUGCUGGUGUGAAGGUCCCACGAAUAGAGACACUGUACGCGUUGUUGCGCCAUGUUAACACAGUCAACAAAGACCGUCCCGUCGCUUCAGCGGCUCCUCCAGCUUCACUGCAAUCUCCUACCGCAGCAGUUCAACCACCCCCCCGGACAAUCUCUCUAUCCAACCCUCCUCCCCCUCGACAGCCGAACGGCUCGUUCAAUGGCCCUCCACGCCCGAUGCGUGGCCCGCCUCCAAUGGGUCCUCCUGGAAGGCGCGGGCCCCCGCCUGUGAACGGGUUCCGAGGCCCUCCAAACAGCUUUCCUCAGCGACCAGGCCCAAUGCAACGAAGGCCGUCUUAUGACGAGAACAAUCUUGACGAAUUCAGCCAUGUCGUCUUGUAUGAUGAAAUGGCCGAUGGCGAUGGCGCACCGGCUGGUUUUGCUGAGAAUGGUGUUGGGCCGUCCCUGAGGGAACGUGAACUCAUGUUGAGAGAGCGAGAACUGCAAAUAAAACAACAAGAGAUGGCGAUGAGGAGAGGAGUUGGGGGUGGCGGUCGCAGAACUUCUCACAACCGUCAUCAGGAGUUCGAUGAUGACGAUGACGACGACGAUUUCUUCGAUCCUAUGAUGGCUCGUGGACCUCCUCCUCCUUCCAUUGAUCCAGACAAUUUCGAUAUGAUGAGCGUUACAUCAAGACGGACCAAACGAGCCCCUAGUCAAAGUCAGCUACGAAAGGAUGGUUAUGUCAAUGGAGGCCCUAUGCGGCCAGGCUCGUAUGGCCGGCCUAACAUGGGAAUGGGAAGGCACCGGACGAGCGCGUCUAUUUUGUCAGAUAUGCCUGUCCUUGGAUCGAAUAUUCUGGACAACCCUAUGAUGGGCUUCUCCUCGAAUCGCUAUGGCAAUGUCGAUCGGAAGGAAAUGGCCGACGAGUCACGAGCAAACUCUCUGACUGCAAGCCGUCUGCAAGAAAUUGGUAUGAAUGGUGGCCCGGGCAUGAGCGGCGGCCCAUACCCUGGUCCACCUAGUCGGCGGACAAGUCGCUCACCUGGGAACCCAUUUGGUCCACCUGGACGGAUACCGGGUGGCCGACCUUCACCACCGAAUGACCCAUACAUGCAGCCAGGCCCUUCCCGCAAUGGCAGACCAUCUCCUCCUGGAGGCAUGCCCGCCCCAAUACCAAGAUACCCCCCGGGACAAAACGGUAUGAUUCCCGGGCAGGUCGAACAAGCCGGCAAUAACAAACCAUUCCCGCCACCCAAAGCACCUGUAAAGAGCUUGACCGGAAGCGCCAGCGCCAGCGCGGGCAGCGGCGACAGCGGAAGCGCAAACAUCGAGUCUGAACCGUCCGCACACAGCAGUACCAGCAGCUUUGCGCAAAGGCAGAUGCUUGGUGCCCACUAA
Molecule: messenger RNA, 2283 nt
Organism: Exophiala spinifera
Lineage: Eukaryota; Fungi; Ascomycota; Eurotiomycetes; Chaetothyriales; Herpotrichiellaceae
Exons: 4
Coding region: 1-2283 (760 amino acids)
Cellular component (GO): cytoplasm
Molecular function (GO): oxidoreductase activity
Source: RefSeq, a predicted model, not a curated record